Dovyalis caffra is the source of this 378-nucleotide messenger RNA. Lineage: Eukaryota; Viridiplantae; Streptophyta; Magnoliopsida; Malpighiales; Salicaceae. The record is from the annotation of a GenBank genome assembly.
GCGGAGAUCCACAAGGUGCACAGUCGAUUAAAUGUGUUAAAAAAACGUGAUGUUGAGGGUCAGGGUUCAUUCCCCUUUCAAGAACUAAUGGAUAGCUCAGGGAGCAGCGAAACAAAUAAAGCCUUCGACGCAAAACGCUCACCUCGAGUAAAGAGGAGUCCCAACCGUCUCCUUUCUAAGACCACAAUGAACGUAAAACAUUUAAUAGAGAUGCCAUCCAAGAUUGUUUUAGUCUCAUCACCUCCAAAUUUAAUAAUGAUAGCGAUAUCAAAAAAAAGCAAAGCACAUCAUGAGUACAAAUCACCAUACUUAGCCUCAUUUGGCAUUAGAAAAUAUCGCAUCAAGAAUAUGGAUUUUCCUAUCAUCUCGACCACAUAA